Messenger RNA from Porites lobata, 16073 nucleotides. The record is from the annotation of a GenBank genome assembly. Lineage: Eukaryota; Metazoa; Cnidaria; Anthozoa; Scleractinia; Poritidae.
AUGAAGGUUCCUGCUACCAAUCAGUUCAAAUUUCAUAAUGUGUGGGUUUCAGAGGUCAUUGAUCCAUGUACCAAGCUUUGGUAAGUUAUUUUGAAUUAUUUGAUAAUUUUGUCAGUAUUUUAUUACUGUAGAAGAAAUGUCUAGUUUUAUAGCAUUAAAAUUUCCUGGGGUGGUGGGGAUGGGGGCGGGGGAACACUGAAGGGAAGUUUGGGUAGGGGUUUAGUGCCAAAAGGCCUUCAAACCUUCAUCCUAUUUAAACAAAAAACCAUUCUCUUCACCACCCUGUUUAAGAUAAGAAAACUCAUUUCAUGACCCUGAUCCAUUUCCUUAAACUGGCAUCAAGGGAUUAGAUUAUAAUAAUAAUAAUGAUGGAAUCAUAAUUGUAGACUGUGGAUCACCAAAUAUUCACACCCUGUUUAAAGCUCUAGACACCCUGUUCAAGAUGCUAAAUAGUGAAAUUUUAUAAAUUGUUUACGACUUAAGACCCCCAUAAACCCUGCCCUGUUCAGCAGAACAUGCCUGUUUAGGCUAAGUGAGGGAUGUCUGCCCCUCCCCCCUGGGCAAUGUACACCUCAGUAUCCUCCAGAAAGUGUAGUCCAGGACUCCCCUUCUUCUGUCAGCAUACUUAUGGGAUAAAUACUCUUUUCAAAAAAGCAUUAAUGCCAAUAAAGUUGGGAUAGAAAGAGGUUAUUCUUUUGAAAAAUACACCUUUAUAAAGAGUUAGAUUGUUUAUAUGUAGUUGUAAUGAAAAGUUACCCUUUAAAGUGCCUUCCCACUUAGCACUACUUUAUUCAUAUCUUACUUUGUGGCUUUUUAUUUUGGUGGUUUUUGAUAAAUCUCUAUAUCGCUGGUUAGAAAUUCAUCCAUAGCACUAUCCAGUGUUUGAACAACCAGGGGCAGGACUAUAAUAAAUUAUUUUAAACCUAGUUUGGUUCAGAAUUUCCUUUCUUUCUUAGCCUGUAUUAGUCAUACAGAUGUACAGUGUGUAGGUGACAAUGAAAUUCUGGUUUACCCUGAGAACACAUUUUACCUACAACAUUUUCUAAUGUUGGUUUAACUGUAUUUUGACUCAGAUAAAAAAUAUAAUGCAGUUGUUAAGAUUCAGAAGGAGAAAAACCAGACUGGACCAAUCCCAAUAAUAAUAAUUGGGAUAGGCCCAACAACUAAUUAUUAGUAAAUAAAUUGUUACAAAUUACAAAAAAUCAUAAAUCCACAAAAUUAUUAUAUAAUUAAUUAAACACCCACAAAAAAAAAGUGUCAAAUGGUACAUCUAGUUUACAACAUUGCACCAUUAUUUACAAUGUGUACUUUCCUUCUCUGUUCCUGUUGUAGUGUUCACGUCUGCAGUGUUGAAGGAUUUUUAGGAUUCCUGUGAUGUCAAGGCUGAUGGAGGUAAGCAAAAUUUGUCAUCUGUUUGCUAAUAGUGUUAGUUAAGUGAAGGUUGAUUUUUCUUAAUAUCUUGUGAACAAGUUGUAAGGUUUGAGGUGUGAGAGUUAGUUCUAGUUGUGGUUUUGAAUGUUGGUGUAGGGAUGUUAAUCAGAUCAGACUCUGAAUCAGGGGACAUCUGAAUUGAGCCCCCUCUGUUCCAUCUCUUGAUUUUUAACUCGGAAAAAACCGUCAAAGCAAUAACAGUACUAUCCUCAUGCAUAAGGGAAGAAACUUUUCGUGGGGGGGAGGGUGGUUUAAAGAAAGUCUGGUUGGGUCUGUGGUGCUAAAACCCUUUGAUUCUGACCCUGUUUAAAGCAAACUGGAUUCAAAUUGCUACCCUGUUUAAAAUGCUAAAUAGGGACAUUGAAUACUUUUUUUAAAGAUUGAAUUCCCUUAAACCUCUACCAUGCAGACCUGCACAUACUGAGUGUGCCAAACAUGGAAGUUUCCCAACCCCCUAUCCCACCCCCACCUCCCUGAGUGUGUGUGUCAAUCUGUAAACUCCCAAGGAAACCAUUUUAGAUAUAUGGAGGUGAAGAAACAAUGCAAUUGUUAAUAACUACAUAUCUUCAAGACAUCAGGACUAAUUUCAGUUGCGUGCGUGAUAGAUCUACACUGUUUACUCACUUUUCAGGGUAGUUUUUCAAAUGCACAAACGUACUUGUCACCCAUUUAAAGUUUUCGUACUAAAGAUCAACUUCACUACAAUAUCGUUCAAAAGCAAUACUAAAUUCUCAGUGAUUCUUACAGUGGGUUAAAUAAAAAGGGAAUCCACCAAGAAAUUGAGUAUUAUUUAUUAUUAUUAUUAUUUAUUUUUAGUGGACAAAAAUCCUGCACCAGAAUAAUUUAAAGCAUAUUGCAUUCUUUUUUACAUUUUUCUGUGAUAACACCAAAGAAAAUUUCUCAUGGGAGUCCGAGAAAAUGAAUGUCAAAUUUCACAAAAUUACAUCUUGCGCAUUAAAUUUUCAGAAUUUUUCCUGUGUUUUCACAAUUCUUGUGAAAUUUGACAUUCAUUUUCUUGGAAUGCCAUGAGAAAUUUUCUUCGGUGUUAUUACAGAUGACCACUUACAUCUUUAGCUCUUGAAAAAUGUAAAAAGAAUACAAUAUUCUUUAGAGCAGCUCCGCGUAAUUAUCAACUUAAGAUGAGGAAGUAGUCAAAAUAUGACCUGGCCUCAAACUCGGCCAGUCCAAAGCCUUAUGUGCUCUAGUUACAAAAUCGUUGGUUUAAGUAUGAUAGAAUGAAUAAUAAUUUUUUAAUGAAUUUUUUUCUUCCCGAGGCCUGUUAGAAAUUAUGCACCUAUCAAUGUAAACCCCGUGGGGGGGGGGGGGGAGUGCGGGCAAGGGGUGGGAAUUAGACAAAUUUUAAAAUUUUUUGAUCAAAUUUUCCAGGGUGGGAAAUGAAAGGUCAAUCAAAAGUGUCAGAAAAGCCCCCACCCCAGGGGAAAAAGUCUAAACAAACAAUGCUAUAAUACUAUAUAAAGCGAAUAAAAGAACAUUUCAAAAGUACGUUCUUACUACUUUUAUUUACGGUUAACGGAAGCUCCAUUAAAUUACUCGCUGUAAUUAAGUAUUUUCUCUCUCCACUAGCAUCUCUCAUCUUGAACAACAAAAUCACUCCAGGAAGAUUGACCGUGCUAUAUAAUAUUAAUAAAACGUAAAAUGCUUUGUGACAUCUGAUCAACAUGUCGGAACAGGUCGGAUCAGUGACCCAUAAGAAAUCCUCUGACUUUCAUGGUGGAAUUCGAGUUUUACAAUCAGAUGGGAACUUGAAGAUAAAAACUUUCUCAAAAUAGACAUUAUCUGUUUAGAUGACAGUUUAAAGUAUCGGAUUAUGGCGAUUAAAACAAAUGAAAACUUCAUACCUUUCUCCAACAGCGUGACUUUCAGGAAGCCUCGAGGGACGGACUUGGUAACUGCUUCUGAAUUGAUACCAGGCUUCUGUCGGUCAAAGUCAAAUGUCCCGACCCCGGGGUUGCUUCGCACGAUCAAAAGCCCGACAGCGGGGAUAGUCCCAGGCAUCAAAUCCCCGCCCCUUGCCCGCACUCCCCCCCCCCCCUCGGGAUUUACAUUCAUAGGUGCAUAAUAUUCUGCAGGUACAAGCUUUUUGUCCGCUGAGAAUUAAAAUUACUCAGUUUCCUGGUGGAUUCCUUCUUAAACAUUCCUUUUGUACGUUACAAAGCACAAAUUUUAAGACAGUAUUUUGACUAUUGUGAGUAUUUUUUCUGUGUUUUUGUGUUUUCUCCUUUUAUUCAACAGGCAUGAUCUGUAAUAUGUAAAAGUAGAUGAAACCUGAUCUAUGAUGUCAAAAAAUUAUGUUGUAGAAAACAACAGAAUGACUAGUGUCAUGAUCUCAAAAGAUUGUGUGCAUUAUCAGGAAUUACAGAAAAAUACGUAGGUUUUUCAAAAAUAUAAUAAUUUCGUCAAAGGGAUAACACAGACGUAAGUAAAAAGAAUGGUAAAGAAAAAAUUUGAAUAGUAUUUCUUUCUGAGCUUUAAAUUCUAAAUAUCUGGUGAAAAGGUAGCAUUAUCCGACUUAAUAAAAAUCUAAUUAAAUAUAGAUUUUACUAACAACAUAAUUUUUUUUGAGUUUUGAUCUCAGUCAAGAAACUAUUUCUUCCUUUACCUCUCCUCUCACAGGUCUUUAAUUUUUUUUUUUUUUAAAAACUGGCUACAUACCAUUGGUAGCAAUGCUGUGGUGGACUAGUAUCCCAUCCAGGGAGGCGUGGGGGAAGUCGGGCUGGGAAUAGUUCUUAGCAAUUCACAGUACUCAAACCAAGAAAAGCUCUUGCUGUGUGCAGGGCUUCAAUGGCUUGCUUCAACCCUUUAAGCACCAGUAUCCACAUACAAAUUCUCCAGAAUGAUCUCAAUACAUUCCUUAACCCUAUAAGCCCUAAGAGUGAUCAGCAUCAAAUUUCUCCUUGUAGUAUCACUUCUUUAUAAAACACAGUGGUCAUGAGAAUUGAGGACCUGAUCACACAAGAUGAAUCUAAAUGAUACUUCAACAAAUUCUCCCCACUACUUCUAUUGAAAACAAAUGGGGACAACAAAUGAGAAUUUGAAUUUUGAUGUUACGGAAGUUAAAGGGUUACAUGUAAUAAUAAUUGCAGUUAAGAGAAUUUGAUUAACGAUCAAAGCAUUUUCCCUAAGGAAUUUUAGUGAUCAUUUUAUUAAUUAAUUUUCAUAUCAUUAAAUUGGCAGUUUUCUUACAUGCAGUCCACACCUCUUAGUGUGGUACAAGUGUAUUGUGCUGUUUACAUACAUGUAGUCCACACCUCUUAGUGUGGUACAGGUGUACUGUGCUGUUUACAUACAUGUAGUUCACACCUCUUAGUGUAGUACAGGUGUACUGUACUGUUUGCAUACAUGUAGUCCACACCUCUUAGUGUGGUACAGGUGUACUGUGCUGUUUGCAUACAUGUAGUCCACACCUCUUAGUGUGGUACAGGUGUACUGUGCUGUUUGCAUACAUGUAGUCCACACCUCUUAGUGUGGUACAGGUGUACUGUGCUGUUUACAUACAUGUAGUCCACACCUCUUAGUGUGGUACAGGUGUACUGUGCUGUUUACAUACAUGUAGUCCACACCUCUUAGUGUGGUACAGGUGUACUGUGCUGUUUACAUACAUGUAGUCCACACCUCUUAGUGUGGUACAGGUGUACUGUGCUGUUUACAUACAUGUAGUCCACACCUCUUAGUGUGGUACAGGUGUACUGUGCUGUUUACAUACAUGUAGUCCACACCUCUUAGUGUGGUACAGGUGUACUGUGCUGUUUACAUACAUGUAGUCCACACCUCUUAGUGUGGUGCAGGUGUACUGUGCUGUUUGCCUACAUGUGGUCCACACCUCUUAGUGUAGUACAGGUGUACUGUGUUGUUUGCCUACAUGUAGUCCACACCUCUUAGUGUGGUACAGGUGUACUGUGCUGUUUACAUACAUGUAGUCCACACCUCUUAGUGUGGUACAGGUGUACUGUGCUGUUUACAUACAUGUAGUCCACACCUCUUAGUGUGGUGCAGGUGUAUUGUGCUGUUUACAUACAUGUAGUCCACACCUCUUAGUGUGGUGCAGGUGUACUGUGUUGUUUGCCUACAUGUGGUCCACACCUCUUAGUGUAGUACAGGUGUACUGUGUUGUUUGCCUACAUGUAGUCCACACCUCUUAGUGUGGUACAGGUGUACUGUGCUGUUUGCAUACAUGUAGUCCACACCUCUUAGUGUGGUACAGGUGUACUGUGCUGUUUGCAUACAUGUAGUCCACACCUCUUAGUGUGGUACAGGCGUACUGUGCUGUUUACAUACAUGUAGUCCACACCUCUUAGUGUAGUACAGGUGUACUGUGCUGUUUACAUACAUGUAGUCCACACCUCUUAGUGUGGUACAGGUGUACUGUGCUGUUUACAUACAUGUAGUUCACACCUCUUAGUGUAGUACAGGUGUACUGUGCUGUUUGCAUACAUGUAGUCCACACCUCUUAGUGUGGUACAGGUGUACUGUGCUGUUUACAUACAUGUAGUCCACACCUCUUAGUGUGGUGCAGGUGUACUGUGUUGUUUGCCUACAUGUAGUCCACACCUCUUAGUGUGGUACAGGUGUACUGUGCUGUUUACAUACAUGUAGUCCACACCUCUUAGUGUGGUGCAGGUGUACUGUGUUGUUUGCCUACAUGUGGUCCACACCUCUUAGUGUAGUACAGGUGUACUGUGUUGUUUGCCUACAUGUAGUCCACACCUCUUAGUGUGGUACAGGUGUACUGUGCUGUUUGCAUACAUGUAGUCCACACCUCUUAGUGUGGUACAGGUGUACUGUGCUGUUUGCAUACAUGUAGUCCACACCUCUUAGUGUGGUACAGGCGUACUGUGCUGUUUACAUACAUGUAGUUCACACCUCUUAGUGUAGUACAGGUGUACUGUGCUGUUUGCAUACAUGUAGUCCACACCUCUUAGUGUGGUACAGGUGUACUGUGCUGUUUACAUACAUGUAGUCCACACCUCUUAGUGUGGUACAGGUGUACUGUGCUGUUUACAUACAUGCAGUCCACACCUCUUAGUGUAGUACAGGUGUACUGUGCUGUUUACAUACAUGUAGUUCACACCUCUUAGUGUGGUACAGGCGUACUGUACUGUUUGCAUACAUGUAGUCCACACCUCUUAGUGUGGUACAGGUGUACUGUGCUGUUUGCAUACAUGUAGUCCACACCUCUUAGUGUGGUACAGGUGUACUGUGCUGUUUGCAUACAUGUAGUCCACACCUCUUAGUGUGGUACAGGCGUACUGUGCUGUUUACAUACAUGUAGUUCACACCUCUUAGUGUAGUACAGGUGUACUGUGCUGUUUGCAUACAUGUAGUCCACACCUCUUAGUGUGGUACAGGUGUACUGUGCUGUUUACAUACAUGUAGUCCACACCUCUUAGUGUGGUACAGGUGUACUGUGCUGUUUACAAACAUGCAGUCCACACCUCUUAGUGUAGUACAGGUGUACUGUGCUGUUUACAUACAUGUAGUCCACACCUCUUAGUGUGGUACAGGCGUACUGUGCUGUUGAGACACUCUUGACCUUUCACCCUACAAGUUGUCUUUGUCCCCGCCCCCUUUCAAGCACAUGAAUAAAUCAUACUGGGCCAGUCCACGUGAAGUGUUACAGUACAUAAUUAAUAAUACAGUCUAUCAUUUAAGAUAAAAGGGGGAGGGGAGGGGAGGCUUAAAAGAGAGCGGGGGCUUAAUAACUUUCUUCCCUUGAAAGGGGAGGACUUAACAGGUAGCCCAAACUCAAAAAAUGUCCUGCAUGUUUUUCUAGUCAGUUUUUUCAAGUCCACUCGCCGACACAAAAGCAGUGGAAGACAAUGCUCAAUUAAAGUUUGCAAGAACUUACUCUUAAAAAGGCUUUUUAAUAACUUGAGAUCAGGCUCUAUUUUCGUUUCUCUUUGUAAAUAACAUUCUAUGUAAGACUAUGUAAGAGAGAAUGUAUAGAACUGCCAAAAUUGAGCCUGAUCUCAGGUUAGCUUUUUAAUAAACCCUUUAAUAAAUUUAUGCCACUCUUCUUUUAGGAAUUGUCAUCCUUUCCUAGCACAGCCUCUACAUCACAGGAAGGCCAUGAAAGCAAUUCAGAAUCCACUUCCUCCAGGAAAUUGAAAGUUACUCUGUUAAGCAGUGAAUGGAGGUCAACAAAAGGAGGCUUAUCAACCAUCAACCGAGAGCUGGCCAUUCAGUUGGCUAAACACCCCAGCGUGGAGGUCAGUGUUUAUCUCCCUCAGUGCAGCAAAGAGGAUAAACAAGUUGCUGCAAGUCACAAUGUACAGCUUAUUGAAGCAGAAGAAAUGCCAGGUUAUGACCCCGUUGACUGGUUGUCCUUUCUUCCUGAAAACCAUUCUGUGGAUUGUGUGAUAGGACAUGGGGCUGUUCUUGGUCGGCAAGUGCAGGGUAUAAAACGUCAGUGUAAGUGCAAGUGGAUUCAGGUCGUUCAUACAGCUCCUGAAGAGCUUGGUAUGUACAAGUCCUACGCAGAUACCGUUUCAAAAGGUGAGAAAAAACACGAGGCUGAGGUAAAACUCUGUGAAAAAGCUGAUCAAGUUGUAGCUAUUGGACCCAAGCUGGCUGAAGCUUUCUCAGGUUAUCUCCGUGCCUGUGGAAAGGAUCAAGAUGUUCUUAAUCUUACCCCAGGCAUCUUCUCUGAAUUUUCUGAGGUAAAUCAAGCCACUGAAGAAAGAAAAACAUUCGGUGUUUUAGUGUUUGGACGUGGUGACAAUGAAGACUUUCAGCUAAAAGGAUAUGACAUCGCUGCUCGCGCUAUUGCCGAGUUGAAAGACGAGCCACAGCCCUAUAAGCUGUUGUUUGUCGGAGCUCCAAGUGGAGAAGAGGAGAAAGUAAAAGAUUUGUUACUCCAGCAAGGCAUUGAUCGCAGUCAACUAACUGUGCGUUGUUUCAAUGAAAGUAGAGAGCAGUUAGCCCGUUUGUUUUGUGAAGUAGAUCUUGCUAUAAUGCCAUCACGAACGGAGGGAUUUGGUCUUGCUGCGCUUGAGGCUUUAUCCGCUGGUCUGCCCGUGUUGGUCAGUGGGAACUCCGGUCUUGCGGAAGCUUUAAAGAAAAUUCCUCAUGGUGCAAGCUGUGUGGUAACGUCAGACGAUCCAAAAGACUGGGCCAGUGCAAUAAGAGCCGUCCGUCACAAAGACAGGGACAUGCGACUGGGGGAGUUUGAUUUUGUGCGUGGUGCAUAUGCAAAAAAGUACAGCUGGAAGGAACAGUGUGAUAAACUUGUUGAAAAGAUGAAAGUGAUCUCUUCAGAAGGUCAGUUAAAAUAAGUACUGUUGUAGUGCGUCUUCUGUUGCAUAUAUAUUAGACUUAAAAUGAAAUGUACGCUAGCCCGCAAAUAAAGCCAGAUCUUCCAUCACUCCCUGCCACCGGCAAUGUUUGCGGAAGAGAAUGCUGUCUGAGAGGCGGCUGUAUUCGCAGGCUAAAUGUACAUGUAUAUGUUGUAGUUAAUUUUUAUUUCAGUUAAUUUUUAUUUUUCCAUUGUUUCUGGGUAUGAUAAGUAUGCUAAUUAAUUUAAAACAAAGGAAAACCAAAAAUUAACUGAAAUAAAAAUUAACUACAACAUAUACAUGCAACAUAUACAUAAUAUUUAUGAUUUAAAUUGCAUUUACAAAGUAAAAACAUGCCGUACGCUCAUUAAACUUGAAAGCAUUCUUAAUACAUGCUCAUUUAGAAGCAGACCUUAUCACAAACAACUGCACCUACGUUUUGGCAGAAAAAGUUGUGUUGUUAGAACGAUAACUAAACGAGAAUAUUUCGAUAGAGUUCGGCUGGAAGUAAAACGCUGUCUGAAACAUUGAUCGCAGGUUAAGGUGCACUGUACAUGUGCAUUCUCCAGGUGAAAACAAAACCAGGUAAGGUGGUAAAUCUCUGACUGGCAAAAAUAAUUUGAUCAACACGAAACUGAUUUCAUUUCAGACUCAUCAAAGAGACUUCGAUCUUUGGAUAAAGGUAAAAGGCCAUUAUCCCCAAGUGAUACCCCAGCCUCAAAACAACCGAGACUAUUCAGAUAUGCAGGUAAACCAUAGGUUAUAUUGUGUUGCUGUAAUACCUCAUUCAUUAGAGCAUUCAGUCUAUACAUGUAGUGUAGUGCUGUCUUGAUUUAUAUCAUUUCGUUUGGGUAUGAGAGGGCUUGUUCAAGUGUCAUACAUAAAAUCAGGUUUCGUUAUUCAGUUUGUGGGGCUUUUUAUUACUAUAAUUCUUUGCUAUGUACGGCAGCAUAGCGGAACAGUGUACCAUGGAUAUUAAUGACAUUUGGGAGCUUUUAUUGCCUACAGAAAGUUUCUAAACGAAAGUUGCUCGAGGGGCCUUAGCUAACUGUAAACCCGCCAAGAGCUACAACUAAAUAAAAACCAAACAGAACAAACGGAUAAAUUUGACCAGACUUUUCGUUCACCCGAAACCAUUCAAUAUUUUCGCCCUGUUCACACAGAACUGACGAACCAGGUUGAAUGUUAACUUUUGUCAGGGUUUUACCAUCUGCUCAUGCGCAGAGAACUCCUAUAGCAAACCCUUCACCGGUUCUUCACCGGCGAAAAAUGUCUGAUUGGUCGAUGCGCGACCACGUGACAUUGCCAAAUUCAAAAUGGCGGCAAUACCUCCAUCGUUUGUUUAUUCCAGUGAAAAGAAGAUUAAUUGCGGCUUAAUAUGAGUUGCAAAUGCAUACACACAGAUUUGUUUAGCAUAGCCUAGACUUUUUAUUAUUCUUUUCACCUAUUCCUAUGGGAUUCGUUCCCUGCGAUGCUCGCGUUUUGACCGUUUUACCAGAUUCAACUUUGGACUUGUUUAAGCGAUCACUCUUCACGAUCACGAAGGACAACAAUAUUUCUGAAAAAAGCCUGGUCACUAGAAAAAACGGCCUUUGUUCACAGCUCAGUGCAGCGGAGAAAUAAGACACUAUGGGUCCUUUGAAAUUUCUCAGAGACCUGGAAGUUACUUCAUUAUUUUUUACAGAAAAGAUAAACCAAAAUUAUGUUUUCUACAGCCAGUCUUUCUAAUUUAUAAAAAAAAGCUUGAAUAUGAGCUAAAUGAACUUUAGUGUCUGCAUUCAUGUUCUUUUCAUUUUGAACAGGUGCAAUUUUAAUAUCAAAACUUUAAAGCCGUCUAUGACCGAGCAGGUUUUUUUUUUUCUUUUUUCCUUUUAAUGGUUACUGUGCUUGAUCUGAAUAAGAUAAUGAAAUUUUUAAAAUUAGGGGAAUACUAUACAUAAAAGAAAAGAACUUUGAUUGCAAAUAUGUUAGUUGGAAAAAAUACUGAUUAUAUCUUUUUAGUAUAUAGGUUAGAAAAGUGAUACGUAGUAAAAAGUGCUACAAAGGAGUAAACACCCAGAUCUUUCCAUUAAUAAAUUUUAUUGAUAUUGUCAGGGACAUAUGCUUUCCUAGAGUACACAUUUGUUCGUCAAAAAUCUUGUUGUGAGGCUGCACUUUGUUUGAUUCAGGAUCAAUCAAUCGUUUCUGAAGAGAAAUAAACAAAUUAAGCAUGUUAACAUGUCAGAUACUUUAACAAUACCUUAGCCAACAACUAAGAAGAAACUGAACUUCAUAUAAAAAAAAAAAACACUGAAAACUACUUCACCAUGAAACAACAACCCCUUCAAAUAUAUAUCACAUUAAAUUCAUGCAAAAUGUAGACCUGAUGAUAAGUUUAUAGGAAUAGAAACAAACGAUAAUUACAAUGAAACUAUGAAGUUUGAAUGAGAUCUGUAUUUGAGCGUUCUCUCAUAAUUCUGACAGAUUAUCAAAACUGGAAACUGUGUAUCCUACACAACUGUAUUCAUCAACAUGAUCCAACUAACAUUUCAUUAAGACUCAAAGUUUACUCCAAAAUUUAAACUCCUGUAAGUUUAAUUGGUGAUGAUUAUUUUUUUUCUUGGAAAGAACUUUUGAAUACUUAAUAGCAUGUUAACUCUAUCAUUCACCCAUAACUUUGCUCCAGAAAAAUAAGCCAAAAACGAUGGACAGAAAAACAAAAGCAUUCACAGGAAAAUUACCCUGUUCAUCUCCUUCCAGGAUCCAGUUUUCAAGCAAAGAAGCACCCCACACAGAAAGUGUUGUGUGCAAAAAUUUAGUACUAAAAAAUUGUACACAGGGGAAAAAAUGUUCGUAAGUGCGUUUCCUAACGAGGAAAGUUACAAGUAACUCGUUGUGUGGAUAAUCCCAAGCCAAAUUUAUGAGCAAAAUAAUCCAAACUUUGAUCCUUCAGUAAAAUUGCAAGCCUAAAUGUACAGCAGUUGUGCACAUUGUACACAGAAUUUUUUUUACAAAUCAAAAUGUUGCUGGACCUAUCGAAAAGUAGCUCCAAGACGGUCGAAGCGUUUUAAUGAAAACACUCUCACAUUUUCUCAUUCGAUAGUUCGGUUAAAACUCAGAUUUCUGUAACAUACAAAGCUGUAAUAAUGUGCAUCGAUCGACAACAUCACGUUUCGAACUACGCACUUUAGAAAACUACCGCAACCCGGCCACUUUCGAUCCACUAGCCACAAGACAAUGGCUAAGGAUAUUUCUUUACCUUCUUUAUAAUUUCCUUUUGUACCGAGUAACCCGAGAUUAAGUUGAACCAAGCGUAAGCUUAUUUUUCUGCCAUAAACGGUGUAAACACACGGAGAUUUAGCAUCCAAAUAUAGUUUUUCCAGCGACAAAGUACAAGCUAAGUCAUAUUAACAAAAUAAAGCCCAAGAAUGUCUGUCUCUCUACUUUUUUUUGGUUGAAUCCGUGAUAAGAAACCUGAACUAAACAACAAAAUCAUUUUGGAUAGCGUUGUAAUACGCUCUUCGAUCAACAGUCGAAUGUUGUCGAAUGUUAAAUUCACAAAGUCGAAUUUUGACACAAAAACGGGAUACACAUUUAAGAAAACUGUCGCUUCCGUGCAACUUGGUACAAGCUAAUUUAUAUACCAAAACAAAGCUCAAUAAUUUUUCUUCCACUACUUUAUAAUUUCUUUUUGUACCGAGUUGCACGGAACAUGCAGUAAACAAAGAGAGUAAAAAUUACCCACCUUUUCAGGCAUGUCUUCCACACGCAAACCAGCGAUCUCAACGUCAACAACACCGAAUCAGACCAUGCCACUGCAAUUUUUCGCCAGUUCCAGGACGCUAUAUUCUCUAGAGAACACACUUCCGUCAAAACUUCGACCAAAAUAAUUUUUGAUCUCUUACAGUAGCCUGCGUGGCCGGCGUUGAAAGGGGAAGGGGAAGGGGGAAUUUGGGCGCGCCCAAAUUCCCCCUUCCCCUUCCCCUUUCAACGCCAGCCACGCAGGCUACUCUCACAGUGGCAAGAAGUUGCAACGCUGUCACUGCCAAAAAAAGCUGCCAUCGCUUCUUUCAUCUCAACAACAUUUUUAGUAGAGCAUGCGCAGACAUUUUUCGCCGGUGAAUUGCAAACCCAAACCCGUUACACUGUCACCCAAAUGAGUAACCACGCAUCCAUGCAACAGCGCCUUUACCAUAAAAAAACUUAGACGGAAAUGGUCUUCACACAGCGCAGGUCAAAUUUUCGACAGUGCCGGCUAAAAAUUUGACCUCGAUUUUGACGUGGAAGGUUUUGAACGGCUAGCCGUCUAAAUUUUCGUACGGUUAAGGUGCUGAUGUGUGGUACUGUUUGACGUGGAAGGUUUUGAACGGCUAGCCGUCUAAAUUUUCAUACAGUUAAGGUGCUGAUGUGUGGUACUGUUUGAUAUGGAAGGUUUUGAACGGCUAGCCGUCUAAAUUUUCAUACGGUUAAGGUGCUGAUGUGUGGUACUGUUUGACGUGGAAGGUUUUGAACGGCUAGCCGUCUAAAUUUUCGUACGGUUAAGGUGCUGAUGUGUGGUACUGUUUGACGUGGAAGGUUUUGAACGGCUAGCCGUCUAAAUUUUCAUACAGUUAAGGUGCUGAUGUGUGAUACUGUUUGAUAUGGAAGGUUUUGAACGGCUAGCCGUCUAAAUUUUCAUACGGUUAAGGUGCUGAUGUGUGGUACUGUUUGACGUGGAAGGUUUUGAACGGCUAGCCGUCUAAAUUUUCAUACAGUUAAGGUGCUGAUGUGUGAUACUGUUUGAUAUGGAAGGUUUUGAACGGCUAGCCGUCUAAAUUUUCAUACGGUUAAGGUGCUGAUGUGUGGUACUGUUUGACGUGGAAGGUUUUGAACGGCUAGCCGUCUAAAUUUUCAUACGGUUAAGGUGCUGAUGUGUGGUACUGUUUGACGUGGAAGGUUUUGAACGGCUAGCCGUCUAAAUUUUCAUACGGUUAAGGUGCUGAUGUGUGGUACUGUUUGAUAUGGAAGGUUUUGAACGGCUAGCCGUCUAAAUUUUCAUACGGUUAAGGUGCUGAUGUGUGAUACUGUUUGAUAUGGAAGGUUUUGAACGGCUAGCCGUCUAAAUUUUCAUACGGUUAAGGUGCUGAUGUGUGGUACUGUUUGACGUGGAAGGUUUUGAACGGCUAGCCGUCUAAAUUUUCAUACGGUUAAGGUGCUGAUGUGUGGUACUGUUUGACGUGGAAGGUUUUGAACGGCUAGCCGUCUAAAUUUUCAUACGGUUAAGGUGCUGAUGUGUGGUACUGUUUGACGUGGAAGGUUUUGAACGGCUAGCCGUCUAAAUUUUCGUAUGGUUAAGGUGCUGAUGUGUGGUACUGUUUGAUAUGGAAGGUUUUGAACGGCUAGCCGUCUAAAUUUUCAUACAGUUAAGGUGCUGAUUUGUGGUACUGUUUGACGUGGAAGGUUUUGAACGGCUAGCCGUCUAAAUUUUCAUAUGGUUAAGGUGCUGAUGUGUGGUACUGUUUGACGUGGAAGGUUUUGAACGGCUAGCCGUCUAAAUUUUCAUAUGGUUAAGGUGCUGAUGUGUGAUACUGUUUGACGUGGAAGGUUUUGAACGGCUACCCGUCUAAAUUUUCGUACGGUUAAGGUGCUGAUGUGUGGUACUGUUUGACGUGGAAGGUUUUGAACGGCUAGCCGUCUAAAUUUUCGUACGGUUAAGGUGCUGAUGUGUGGUACUGUUUGACGUGGAAGGUUUUGAACGGCCAGCCGUCUAAAUUUUCAUACGGUUAAGGUGCUGAUGUGUUAUACUGUUUGACGUGGAAGGUUUUGAACGGCUAGCCGUCUAAAUUUUCAUACGGUUAAGGUGCUGAUGUGUGGUACUGUUUGUCUCAGAACAAUAUCCUGGAUUUUCUUCGUUGUAAACUUUAAUAAACUACAGUAAGCAUCUACAAUAAGCUGAACUGUCCAGCCGGCCUUGGGAGGUUUAUAAACUUUGUUUAUGUUCAAUUCAAGGGUUCACGCCAACGGAUCCUUUGCCUUUUUUUUUUCUUUAGGUUGCAGUGGGGAUGAGCAGGAUUUAUCUGUAAAAGCCACUGCGGUUUGUUCAGUUUACGAGAAAGCUAUACUUGUCAAUAAACCUCUUCAUAAAGGUACGCUUGAAUCUUAGAAACAUCAGCAAUAUACUCGCGAGAACAAAACUUUUUUAAAGGUAUGCUUUUAUGAAACAAUUGUUUCCAACGUAUCCUUCGUUCACUCGGACGAUCGUGCUCAACCUACUUAUUGUGAUGUACCGUAAUUUGUGCAAUCAACUCCUGGAAAUGUUGUUUUAUUUUAUGCUUCCUUCUUCUUCCAGUCUUUCCAGUGUCUUAUCAUGUUUAUCGUUAUCUAGAUAACAUAACAUGUAUUAUGAUCUCUUGUCUUGAUUUACCAAUGAAGUACCAAAUCCAUUUGAAGUACAGUGAAUGUCAGGAGAAUAUUAACAGAUUGUUCGGUUUUUUGCUCCUGACAGAUACAAAAAACUUAGGUGUUCUGAAAAUGCUCAGAGCUGAAUAUGAGAGACGGGCAAAGUUGAAGCCACUUUCUUGGUUAAACACUAUGCAAUUACCGCUUAAAAACGUCUACACGAGACUGAAGAUUAUCUCAAGAAGAAAAGCAGACUUCCAGGUUGAAAAUGAAGAGUUGGGCAUGUACGACAUCUUCCAGGCCCUUGGCGAAAGCGAGGAUGUCAAAAUGACAUUAGCAGAGGGAAGUCCAGGAACCGGUAAAACUACGUUUUGCCUCAAACUUGCUUAUGACUGGGCACGUGGAGAAAUGCCAACUAAUUGUUCCUUUCCUAAAUUCGAAUUUGUACUGCUCCUUAAAUGUCGAGACAUAAACGGAGAUCUAAUGGAAGCUAUCAAAGAGCAGCUUUUGCCUGAAGAUAUCAAGGAGGAGACCUGGACAAAGCUGUCUGACUUCAUCACGGAUAUUGAUAACCAGGAGAGAAUUUUAAUUAUUCUCGAUGGUCUGGAUGAGCUUCCAGAAAAGUCACGACCAUGUGUUUAUAAACUUCUCAACAGAAGAAUUUUACCAUUUUGUUUUGUCCUGGCUACAUCCCGGCAGGAAACAGGAAUUGAAGUACGUAAAAACUGCGAAUUUGAUCUUCUUCUGGAGAACAAAGGAUUUACAGACGAAGAUGCCUUUCAGUACGUCAGGAAGCAUUUUGAAAACAUCGGUCCGGAGCAUACAUCGAAAGGAGAAAGUCUGAUAGUGGAAAUUAAAGAAAACGAUUUAUUGAAUGCACUCCGAAAUAACCCGCUUAAUUUAAUCCUCCUGUGUGUUGUUUAUGAAGACUACAAAGGAAAACUACCAACUGCCCGACCGAACUUUACCAAGUCGUUGUCCAGUGUCUUUUGA